Aspergillus brunneoviolaceus CBS 621.78 is the source of this 309-nucleotide messenger RNA. RefSeq names its product class I SAM-dependent methyltransferase. The record is from RefSeq and is a predicted model, not a curated record. NCBI's taxonomy places the organism in Eukaryota, Fungi, Ascomycota, Eurotiomycetes, Eurotiales, Aspergillaceae. The annotation marks the transcript as partial. The transcript has 2 exons.
GAGAUCGGGGCGGGGACGGGGGGUACCACCGCUAGGGCUUUGGAGGGUCUGGCGGGUGGGAUUGAGGGACCCGGUUUUGAGAAGUAUGUGUUCACCGAUAUCUCGACGCUGUUUUUUGAGAAAGCCCGGGAGAGGUUCCAGGGGUAUGAGGGGGUGGAGUAUCGUGCGUUGGAUAUUACGAAGGAUCCCGCGGAGCAGGGAUUUGAGAUCGGGCGAUUUGAUGUUGUUGUUGCGUCGAAUGUCCUGCAUGCGACGCCAUGUUUGGUGGAAACGCUGAAGCAUUGUCGCUUGUUGCUCCAGCCGAAGGGG